GAUCGGCCCCAGCGCGGGGCGCGGGAGCGGGCACGGUGGUGGCUGGCCGCGGCGGGCCGGGCGGGCUGCGCCACCGUCACCGCCGGCGCGCCGACUUUGCCCUUUAAAUCGGUCUCGGAGCCGAUUACAGCUGAUCUCCCACGUGACGUUUUACCUUCUGUCUCCGGGAGCGAGUUGCCCGAGGACAAUCGUCCUUCGGCUGCCGCGCGCCGCGCCACCACGGUCGGCCGCGGGGGGCUCCGGCACCCGCCACUCCGGCGCGCUCCCGGGGCCGCUCUGCCCGCGGGCGUCGGGGGCCGGGUCGAGGUGGGGGGGGGGGUCGGCGUCGCCCGGCACGGCGCGUGGGCCAAGGGGGCGCUCUGCGGCGGCCGCGAGCGGAGCGGGUGCGCCCUCGAUGGCCGGGACGCAGGGCUGAGCCCCCCGCGCCCUCGCCAUGCAGAAGAGCGUGCGCUACAACGAGGGGCACGCCCUGUACCUGGCCUUCCUGGCCCGCAAGGAGGGCACCAAGCGCGGCUUCCUGAGCAAGAAGGCGGCCGAGGCGAGCCGCUGGCACGAGAAGUGGUUCGCCCUCUACCAGAAUGUGCUCUUCUACUUCGAGGGCGAGCAGAGCGGCCGCCCGGCCGGCAUGUACCUCCUGGAGGGCUGCAGCUGCGAGCGGGCGCCCGCGCCUCCCCGGGCCGGCGCGGGGCCGGGAGGUGCCCGGGACGCGCUGGAUAAGCAGUAUUACUUCACUGUCCUCUUUGGCCACGAAGGUCAGAAACCACUGGAGCUGCGCUGUGAGGAGGAGCAGGAUGGCAAAGAGUGGAUGGAGGCCAUUCACCAAGCCAGUUAUGCAGACAUUUUGAUUGAAAGGGAAGUUUUAAUGCAGAAGUACAUCCAUCUAGUUCAGAUCGUAGAGACAGAAAAAAUUGCAGCUAACCAACUCCGGCAUCAACUGGAAGAUCAAGACACAGAAAUCGAAAGACUUAAAUCUGAGAUCAUCGCUCUUAAUAAAACCAAGGCACGAAUGCGACCUUACCAAAGCAAUCAAGAGGAUGAGGAUCCAGACAUCAAAAAGAUUAAAAAGGUUCAAAGCUUCAUGCGAGGAUGGUUGUGCAGAAGGAAAUGGAAGACCAUCGUGCAGGAUUACAUUUGUUCUCCUCAUGCUGAGAGUAUGAGAAAGAGAAACCAGAUUGUGUUCACCAUGGUUGAAGCUGAGUCUGAGUAUGUGCACCAGCUCUACAUCCUGGUCAAUGGCUUCCUCCGACCCCUGCGCAUGGCGGCCAGCUCCAAGAAGCCGCCCAUCAGCCACGAUGACGUCAGCAGCAUUUUUCUCAACAGUGAAACAAUCAUGUUUCUUCAUGAAAUAUUUCAUCAAGGACUGAAGGCAAGGAUAGCAAACUGGCCUACUUUGAUAUUAGCUGAUCUCUUCGAUAUUUUGCUUCCCAUGUUGAACAUUUAUCAGGAGUUUGUGCGUAAUCACCAGUACAGCCUCCAGGUGCUUGCCAAUUGUAAGCAAAACAGAGAUUUUGACAAACUCUUAAAGCAGUAUGAGGCCAACCCUGCAUGUGAGGGGAGGAUGCUGGAAACGUUCUUGACCUACCCGAUGUUUCAGAUUCCCAGGUAUAUCAUCACACUGCAUGAGCUCCUAGCUCAUACACCUCAUGAACAUGUGGAGAGGAAAAGCCUGGAGUUUGCUAAGUCAAAAUUAGAGGAGCUUUCCAGGAUCAUGCAUGAUGAAGUGAGUGACACCGAGAACAUAAGGAAAAACCUGGCCAUCGAAAGAAUGAUCGUUGAAGGCUGUGACAUUUUGCUGGACACCAGCCAAACCUUCAUCCGCCAAGGUUCUCUUAUUCAAGUACCCUCUGUUGAGAAGGGGAAACUUAGCAAAGUUCGCCUGGGUUCAUUGUCUUUGAAAAAGGAAGGAGAAAGACAGUGCUUCUUAUUUACCAAACACUUUUUAAUUUGCACAAGAAGUUCUGGAGGAAAGUUGCAUCUGCUCAAGACAGGUGGAGUUCUCUCUCUAAUAGAAUGUACAUUGAUUGAGGAGCCUGAUGCGAGUGAUGAUGAUUCCAAAGGUUCUGGGCAAGUGUUUGGACACCUGGAUUUUAAAAUAGUGGUCGAGCCUCCUGAUGCUGCCCCAUUUACUGUGGUACUGCUCGCCCCUUCACGCCAGGAGAAAGCAGCCUGGACCAGUGACAUCAGCCAGUGUGUGGACAAUAUUCGGUGUAAUGGCUUAAUGACUAUAGUAUUUGAAGAGAAUUCCAAAGUCUCUGUUCCACAUAUGAUUAAGUCUGAUGCUCGCCUUCACAAGGACGACAUCGACAUCUGCUUCAGUAAAACGCUCAAUUCCUGCAAAGUGCCGCAGAUCCGGUAUGCUAGCGUCGAGCGCCUUUUGGAGCGGCUGACGGACCUGCGCUUUCUGAGCAUCGAUUUCCUCAACACCUUCCUGCACACCUACCGCAUUUUCACCACGGCGGCCGUGGUGCUGGCGAAGCUCUCCGACAUCUACAAGAGGCCUUUCACCUCCAUCCCUGUUAGGUCGCUGGAAUUGUUCUUUGCUACCAGCCAGAACAACAGGGGUGAACAUUUGGUGGAUGGAAAAUCCCCACGUCUGUGUCGCAAAUCCUCGUCCCCACCCUCCAUGGCGGUGUCCCGGACAUCCUCCCCUGUGAGGGCCCGAAAGCUGUCCUUGACGUCUCCCUUGAACUCUCGGAUAGGAGGCUUGGAACCGACCUCCUCCUCCGCGUCCAGCAGCCCCACCACUGCCCACAGCCCUGCUGCCUCCCCACCACCGCACAUGGGCAAAAUACCCUCGGACCUUUCCCGAGUCCCGUCUUCUCCAGAACAAAGCCCAGGGUCUGUGGAAGAGCAAGUGGAUAACCCCCGUGUGGAUCUGUGUAACAAGCUGAAACGAAGCAUUCAAAGAGCAGUACUGGAAUCUGCACCAGCAGACCGAGUCUCAGCGGAAAGCACAGCAGUGAUGGACACCACGGACCUUUCACCGUGUAGGUCUCCCUCCACGCCCCGACACCUCCGCUACCGUCAGCCUGGAGGACAGACAGCAGACAACUCCCACUGCUCCGUUUCACCUGCCUCUGCUUUCGCCAUCGCCACAGCUGCAGCUGGACAUGGGAGUCCACCAGGAUUUAAUAACACUGAGAGGACAUGCGACAAAGAGUUUAUUAUCCGGAGAACAGCUACAAAUCGAGUCCUGAAUGUCCUCCGCCACUGGGUCUCCAAGCACGCACAGGAUUUUGACCUCAACAAUGAACUAAAGAUGAACGUCUUAAAUUUGCUAGAAGAAGUUUUGCGAGAUCCAGAUCUUCUUCCCCAAGAAAGAAAAGCCACAGCGAAUAUCCUGAGGGUCCUUUCACAAGAUGAUCAAGAUGACAUCCACCUAAGAUUAGAGGAUAUAAUUCAACUGACAGACUGUCCAAAGGCUGAGUGCUUUGAGACCUUGUCCGCCAUGGAGCUGGCCGAGCAGAUCACUCUCCUGGACCAUGUUAUUUUCAGAAGCAUCCCCUACGAAGAGUUUCUUGGUCAGGGAUGGAUGAAAUUGGAUAAAAAUGAAAGAACCCCGUACAUCAUGAAAACCAGCCAGCAGUUCAAUGAUAUGAGUAACCUGGUGGCCUCCCAGAUCAUGAAUUACGCUGACAUUAGCUCCCGUGCCAAUGCCAUUGAGAAGUGGGUGGCUGUUGCCGACAUUUGCAGAUGCCUGCACAACUAUAAUGGCGUGCUGGAGAUCACCUCAGCCUUAAAUAGAAGUGCCAUCUACAGGCUGAAGAAAACUUGGGCCAAAGUGUCCAAGCAGACAAAAGCUCUAAUGGACAAGCUUCAGAAGACAGUUUCAUCUGAAGGAAGAUUUAAAAAUCUCAGAGAGACCCUUAAAAAUUGCAACCCCCCAGCUGUCCCGUACCUGGGCAUGUACCUGACAGACCUGGCAUUUAUUGAAGAAGGAACACCAAAUUUUACUGAGGAAGGUCUUGUCAAUUUCUCCAAGAUGAGAAUGAUAUCACACAUCAUCAGAGAGAUACGUCAGUUCCAGCAGACUUCCUAUCGAAUAGACCAUCAACCAAAGGUCACUCAGUACUUGCUGGACAAAGCCCUCAUCAUGGAUGAAGAUACGCUCUAUGCCCUGUCACUAAAAAUUGAACCCCGGCUCCCUGCUUGAAGAGCUGACCCAGGUCUUGAGUGCACAGGAUUUUCCUGGAGAGUGGGACAGACAGAACGUGCAUGCCAUGUCUCCCGUGGUGCGGCGAGGAAUAGGAGAGGUGAAGCCAGCCUCCUUUGUUCACCAAAGACAUCAAUUCAGACUGAAAUUGUCUGCAGUCAGGGAAGCCCAGCUGUUUGGGGUCAAAGACAAGUACUUCAGACUAGGGUGGGGAGGUGGAAAGACGGAUAUGGAGAAAAGCCGAUGGCACCAUUUUUGCACAGGGGAAUGUAAAGUGGGACAUGCCAGUAACCACUUGGAUGAAGUGGAAAAGAAGAUACAUUUCAGACUCUGCUCCAGAUUCUGUUCAAACAGAACCUGGGGCAAGGUUUCACGAAGACCUGGGAUGGCCUGUUGCCGACCUGGGCACUCUGAGAACCAAGCUCCUUCUAAGAUUUACAAACAUUCCUUUGUUCUAAGUUUCAGAGAACAGCAGCAGCAGCUUUGGGGGUUGGGCCGACACAGAAGCAAUUCCAGCCUACAGCAUGUUGCAUGGUUUCCAGUGCAUUCUAAAUAUUUACAUUGGAGGAAUGGCAUGUUCUGAAACUGCCUUUUCAGUCUUUAAACAACUGGACCGAGUAGAUGCGAUGAAAGGCAAGGAUUAGUAUGUAAAGUUUCCUUCCUUAACUCAGGAGCCUGUGUCUGGAAUGAUUCCAGCCUGUGACUGUACCGACAAAACUGUGGAUUCAGACAGAAAGUCACGCCACACUGUGGGGAAGAGGGGGCUUCAGUGCUAAGUUGAACAGAUCUACUUACAAAUCAUCUCUGCACUUUGCUAUGCUUGUUUCCCCACCCCACCCCCACCCAUAGUAAUGUGAGAGUCUAUUCUGAUUUAUACAAACCGUUUUUAGGAACACUAUUAAUACUGGUGGUCUUUUUUUUUUUUUAAAAAAAAAAAAAGCUGUUUUGUAGGAUUUUCUUUUUAAAGCCCACGCUGCCAUGUGCUGUUGGUAGACAGUUCUCCCCCAACCAUCUUUGUUUCUAGAGAAUUUGGGGAUAUUUUGGAGUGUAAAUAUUGUGUAAGUAUAUGGGAAAUGGGCCCAACCACUCAACAACUCGUAUGCCAGAACCAAAUGCAGGGGUUCACCCUGCUCCCCCAGGUCAGGGGGAGGUGUUGGCGCUGCUUUCCCCAGAAUCAUCAGUUGUUGAAGUAAUAGGGCUAUCUCUUAUUUACCUCCCUCUUCUCUUCUCAGGGAGAUUUCUGCUUUACAAGAAAGAAGAGAAAAAAAACGAGAGCGAUACCUGUGUCUAUUGCACGGGACAUUUUCUCUUUAAGGCAUGAAAUAUAUUGUUGCCAACAAUGAAAAUAUUGUUCUAUAGUUGGUUGCUUUCCCUCUUUCUUUGCACUUUAACUAUUUUGUUCAAGCUAAUGGCUGACUGAUAAAUUCAACUCACUGGCUCAGUAGACCCAGUGGCAGCACUGGCUUUGAUCAUGGAUCACAAAAGUGGGGAAUGUUCUUUUCUCCUGCAUGAUAAGGACCAUCUCUGUACAUAGUGCAAUAUCAAAGAUAUCCAAAAACAUAUUUAUUCUAUCUGAAGGUUGUUCCCAAAAAAUAUUUUCAAAAGUUCAUGUUGGCCAACAGUGUAGCACUGAGCCCCAGGGGUGACUAAUAGGUGUUUUCUUUCUUUUUUUUUUUUAAGUUUGCUUGUUCUUUUUCGUUUCAAAUCAGAGGUUGCUACAUCUUGCUGCAUGAUAACAAGCAUGGGUUACUUGGAUCCUAACAAGGCAUAGCUUGCCAUUGAAUUCCCAGUGUUCAGAAAUGAAAGAUUUAAGCUGAUCGAUGUCAGUUUCCCCAAGCACCUCAAGGUCUGGGAGAAGACAAGGCUUGUAUAGGUUAACUUUCUUGUCUCCAGUACAACGUCUUAGAAGGUGAUCUCAAAUCAGCAUCAGUCGGUGUAAGGACCACAUGCACAGCAGUUUCAGGCAAAGGAGCACACGGAGAAAGGUGGUCGCGUUCAAGUCUGUAUUGGAGUCCUUCGUCUCCGAGAGCAAGAGAGCAUAGCUUAUCCUGGAAGCAGGAACCCAAGAAAUUCCAGAUGUCAUUCCCUUCUGGGAAGGCAGGUUUCCCUCAGCUAGUGGCAAUGGUUUCGUGCCUAUUUCCCAUAGAAGAUUGGAAGCAGGUGCACCCUCACCCCAACCCCAGUAGUCAUCCAUGGGCACUAUCAAUGACUACGCUGACCUUUGAUUUUUGCAUUUUGUGGUGAGUUCCCAGGAAUUUCUCUUUCUGAGUGCUUGGGGCCUGGAACUAGGGUUGUGAGAGCAGAAACUUGACUUUGAGGAAGUUCCUUUGAUGAUGUGCACUGUCUCUGUAGGGGCACAAAUGCACUUUUCUCUAAGAUAAAUAAAUAAAUAAAUAAAACUUUUAUUCAAUUGCAUUUAAAAGUCCCCAAGA
Messenger RNA from Sorex araneus (European shrew), 6585 nucleotides. RefSeq names its product Ras protein specific guanine nucleotide releasing factor 2 (gene RASGRF2). Gene Ontology annotation, cellular component: plasma membrane. The transcript is spliced from 27 exons. Bases 434 to 4153 code for a protein of 1239 amino acids. Gene Ontology annotation, biological process: Ras protein signal transduction; positive regulation of GTPase activity. Lineage: Eukaryota; Metazoa; Chordata; Mammalia; Eulipotyphla; Soricidae. Gene Ontology annotation, molecular function: protein binding; guanyl-nucleotide exchange factor activity. The record is from RefSeq and is a predicted model, not a curated record.